UGGACUCAGAUGCUGGAACCCAUAUACUCAUGAGGAGUAUAUAGUUGCCCAGGAUGACAUAAUAUGUAUUUUGCCUGGCUCAACCCGUGGCCAGGAUAUGUACAAAAUACUUUUCGUCCACAAGGGUUCUAAUUAUAAACAAGGGAGAUCGGAGACUCGAUCUAGCGAACCAUGCUUUGGAAGCAUUUGGACCUCGUCAUUACCUGCUUCUCUGCUAUCUCAGCAUUACUGUGAAGUAUUGCCUGACCAUCUCUUAAUCUCCCAAGGUGAUCGGAAGGGACUUAUAUAUGUCAUAAUAUCUGUUGUAUCCGGGACUGGCUUUGCGAAUUCCUUUUUCCAACAGAUCUUGAGGCCUUAUCUUUCAGCUCUGGGCUUGGAAAACUAUGAAGUGGUCCAAACCCAGUCAGACAGAACUAUCACAGAGUUAACCCACUCCAAACUACUCGAAGAUGCUCGACUUGGAGUGCCUCAAACAAUCAUCCUUCUCUCUGGUGACGGGGGCUUGAUGGAUAUUGUGGACAUGUUCUACCAUGCUCCGGACAAAGUAUUACUGGCUCCUCCCACAAUUGCAUUAAUCCCAACUGGAACCGGAAAUGCCAUGGCGAGCUCUAUGGGAUUAUUGGAUAGCCCAUCGUCCGCUCUAAGAGCGCUUUUGCGAGGAUCUAAAAGAUUCCUGCCUGUUUUGGAAGCGUCGUUCACGCCGGGCUCACGAUUUGUGAUAGAAGAAGGCCAGAACAGGGCUCCUAUCUCAAAAAAUUCAAACAUUGGGGAAUAUCAGAUCAAUCCUAAAGUCUACGGUGCCGUUGUUGCGAGCUGGGGUGUCCAUGCUGCAUUGGUGGCAGACAGUGACACAGUUGAAUACCGCAGGUUUGGUGCAGAUAGGUUCAAAAUGGCAGCGAAAGAGCUUCUGUACCCAUCAGAUGGAACUUCAACACAUACCUACCAAGGUAAAAUCACGAUUUCGGUCAUUGAUGAUGAAAAUGGCAGCAAAAAAACGCAGUCAAUGGACCAAAAUGAGCACAUGUAUGUGCUCGCCACGCUUGUCCCAAAGCUCGAGAAAGACUUUAUGAUUUCACCAGCCUCAUCACCGUUGGAUGGAUCUUUGCGCCUGGUACAUUUUAGUCCAAUGGCGUCUGAUGCAGCAAUGCAGCUGAUGGGACUAGCCUACCAGGGCGGUAAACAUGUAUAUGAGAAGGCCGUGACUUAUAAGGUGAUUGAAGGUUUUAGAGUGGAUUUCUUGGAGGAAGAUGAACGAUGGAGACGGGUUUGUAUUGACGGGAAAAUCGUGGCAGUUGAAAAUGGUGGCUGGAUGGAAGUGCGCAAGGAGUCGCGGCGUUUCCUUCAGCUUCUAACUCUUCAAGGUACCCUUUAGCCGUAGAUAUAUAGAACAUAGGUAUGCUUCAGAGAGCCUCUUAUUGUCUUGUCCUUGAUUAUGCUUUGCACGCCAGACCUUACGUUCUGCUAUAUUUCUCCAUUUUCAAGACACUGCCUCGAGCUAC
Molecule: messenger RNA, 1499 nt
Organism: Penicilliopsis zonata CBS 506.65
Lineage: Eukaryota; Fungi; Ascomycota; Eurotiomycetes; Eurotiales; Aspergillaceae
Exons: 1
Biological process (GO): sphingosine biosynthetic process
Cellular component (GO): cytoplasm; intracellular membrane-bounded organelle; membrane
Source: RefSeq, a predicted model, not a curated record